CCAAUUUUUCUCUCACUAAAGUUCACUCUUGAGAUAGAGUAAGAAAUAUAAUUCGGACUGAGGAGAUUUACCCGGUCUAGGUCAUACUUUGUGUUCUUGUUGUGUGUUUUAUAUUACGGGUCGAGUGUGUCCAGGUCAAACCCGGUUAACCCACCCCGCUAUAUUUACACCAUCAUUUUUGGUGCCACCCGUGGGACCGAUUUUUAAUGUUUUUUCGACCAGGUCAAAUCUUUACCCCCACUAAAUAUCCACAAUCAUGUCUUCGAGCAACUACAACGCUGUGUCAAGUCAGGCUGCGAGUGAAAGCACUCCUGCCAUCCCAAUGAUGAUGUCGAGCAUGGGGACGACCUUUGCUCCGAUCACCACUGUAGGAUCGAUUGGCAUGAUCCCAAUCAUGUCAACCCCUACUCCUACGCCGACGACAACAAUGUUCCCAGGCUCGAUAACAACGCUUGGUGGAGCAUUCACACCAUACCCGUCAGCUUGGGCUCAGUUUGCUGCUGACCCGGCAAAUGCUCAGGCUCUACAGGGCUAUCAACAGGAGGCGGCCCGUAGGAGGAAGGGUAAGGCUAUAGCCAAACCCAGCAAGACUCGAGAUUCGGCGUUCAAACGCCUAGGGGACAAAAAGGAGGAUGGACCCCGCAAGUCUGCCAAGCUACGUCUUGGUCCUGAGAUGGGCCGGACUAGCGUAAUGGAAAGACUUGGCGGGAGUCGUCACGCCCAAUCUCGUCGUUCUAGGGAAUCUGAGACGAUUCGCCGAGACGAGGAGGAAGCAGAAAGCCAACCGAGGGCGUCGGCAUAUACCAGGCUCUCAUACGAUGAGGAUGACCUGGACAAGAUAGGGAGCGUAGCAAGGAAACUACGUGCCCUGGAGGAAAAGGUGGAAGAGAAGGCGGGAGCGAAAAAGCACACUUUGGCUAAAUCUCCCUUUUCGGCCAGGGUACAUGCGCAGAGGUUGAGGCGGAAGAUUAAGCUGGACGUGGAGAAAUUCACAGGAAAGGAGGAUCCAAACGUCCACCUUGACACCUUCCACAAUGCAGCACAGAUGGCCGGGUGCACUGAUGCUGAGGAAUGUCUACUCUUCUUCUCAUCCUUGAGAGGGAGGCCAGUGGAAUGGUUUAACGGCCUUCCCCAUGGCAGGAUCGGGUCCUUUGAGAAACUUGCCGAAGUUUUCCACAAAACGUACCAGGACAAUUGCAUCAAGAGGAAGAAGUUCACCUACCUUAACACGGUAGGGAAGAAGGAAAAGGAGUCCUUGACUCAAUUUUUGACCCGUUGGAGGGAUGAGGUCGACAAGGUAGAAGAGAUGGACGACAAGACGGCCAUGUCUUUGCUGAUGAAUGCCUUCCGGUCGGGUGACCUGUACACCGAAUUCUGUAGGAGGCCACCCUCCUCUUACCAAGAAGCCUACAAUACGGCAUGGGAGUAUGCCGACGCGGCGGUCUUGAAUAAGAGCAAGCGGGAAUUAGAGGAAGGAUAUAUGAAGGUGAAAUCCGACAAGCCGAAGAAGGACGACCAGAUGGGAGGGUCCAAACUAAAGGCUACGUAUGACGAGUCUGUCCAUCAAAUAAGGGAUGAUAAGAAGGGAGAACAACCCAAGAGGCCUUGGACGGAGAAGUGGUGUACCUACCACCAAUCUGACUCCCACAAUACGGUGGAUUACCGAAAUGUCAAGGCUGUGCUCAAGGAGAUGGCCUUGAAAGGAGAGCUUGGGGAAGGUUACGCGACGGAGUGGCGGUUAAGGCUGCCAUUUGCUCGGCGAGAGAAGGAUUGGUCGAAGUGGUGGCGGCUGAGGCAGUGGCUCUCGGUUGGCGGCGUGGACGAGGCUGUCGAAACGGAGUCUCGUCGGUGCCCGAGUGGAAAGAGGAUUCAUCAAUCUCCCAAUGCUUUGUCCCCUUUAUCUUUGGCCCAACAUCGGGCGCCGCUAUUGGGGAGUGGGUACGAAGUGUCGAAUGCCCACUUCCUCCAAGAGAGCGGUCUCGUUGAACCGUACUCCUUCUUCUCCAACGUAGAGCCCGAGAUCCUGUCCAUCUUGACGAAGCCCGGUGAGAAUUUGAAUGUUCUCCUCAUUCAAAUAGAUGUCCACUCCGUUGACGUUAGAGAUCAAAGCUCCGUCCUCAUCCUUUUUCAAGUUCGAGUAGAAAGCUCGAACAAGAAAGGGUUGAUAAUUGACCUUCUUGAUGUAGAGGAGAUCGAGGAAGUUUCCACAUUCGAGGAUAAUCCGUGCUUCACGUGGAAUGGAGUCAUGAAUGAAGCGGGUGGUGGAGAAUCAGGGAGGGAGAAUUUCCCGAUGCUCAAACUUUUCGGAGAACCGCAUCGCCUCUUCGCGGUCGUUGAACCAAAGGAACGACCCGUCAAGAUACUUGUGCGCCGGUGGUGGAGGAGCCGAAGAGGAAGCAACGUUCUUGCCGUCUUCAUGGUUGUUGCAAUGAUAUUCCCUUCUUUGAAAGCUUUCCCCUCGUACUUCUCUUCGUUGAUUAGGGCCAUUAAAAACAGCAGAGAAGAACCUCCAAAUUUUGAAAGACCUUUGGCAAAGAAAAAGGGUAUGGUUGAGUUCCUGCGGACCGUUGAAACAGAACCUGCAUUGGGAAGGAAACGCCAGUUUGUUUGUUCUACUUAUCGGUACUUGGGUAUUUCUGCUGCCCCCUACAACCUUUCAAUUGGGAUUAGAGAAGUUGGGCUUAUCUUACUAGCAAUUUUGAUCUUAACCAUGGGUGACAUGGAAGAAGGGGCCAAUGUACAACGACCACCACUUCUACAUGGGCACAAUUAUAAGUUCUGGAAAGAACGAAUGAGGGCGUUUCUGAUAUCUCAAGGAGGUGGAGUCUGGCGCAGCGUGGAAACUGGGUGGAAAGAACUGUUGAAGUUCUCAGAAGAUUAACAUCCACUAUUAAACCUUUUGAAGAAUAGAGCAGAGUCAAAGUUGUUGUAAUUGAGUUUAAUGAUAAGGCAUUAAAUUCUAUAUUUGGUAUAGCCGAUGCAAUAAAGUACAUGCUUAUCUCAAACUGUACAUGUGCUAUGGAAUCAUAGCUGCAUAGGACAUUCUUGAAAUUAUGAAGGGGAUGAGUGAGCUAGAAACACUUUUGUUGGUUUGUGGGGUUAGUUUGUAAUCCAAUGAAUAGACACUUUUGGU
Messenger RNA from Cuscuta campestris, 3133 nucleotides. The record is from the annotation of a GenBank genome assembly. NCBI's taxonomy places the organism in Eukaryota, Viridiplantae, Streptophyta, Magnoliopsida, Solanales, Convolvulaceae.